CAUCGCGGAGGACGGUGAGAAUGAGGACCAGUUCCUCAUGAAGCCGAUCCUGUAGUGGGGCCGCGCAUAGAAGUUGCCCAUGUAAACCUGCACCACGCGGCGUCAGCCUCGGCGGUUAUCGUGAGCAGGUUUACGAUGGAUGGUCUGGGCAUACUACUGAUCCAGGAGCCAUGGGUCAAUAAAGGAGAGGUCAGGGGCCUCAAAAUGGAGUCAAAUAAGAGUUCCUAACAUAGGACGCUGUACAAGCCAGGAACGACGAAGGAGCGGACUUCGUCGUGGCAGCGGCCUAUUUUCCGGGGGAGACUCCGAAAGCGCCCCCAGAGGCAGUCGGCAACCUAGUGGAGUACUGCAGAUGGAAUAAGCUGCCCCUCAGCAUGGGCUGCGACGCUAAUGCCCACCACACCAAAUGGGGCAGCACGGACUGCAACACACGGGAUUGGCCGAUCAAUAUUGAAUACUUGCGAAUAAUUUGUGACAUGGAUCGCCAUUAACAUUACAUGGCACAGGUUUAUUAAGUAUCGCGAUCACGGAUCCCUAACUUAAUAAUUGAACGUGUAGAGUCUACUUAGUAAAAAGUCGUCAUCUACCUUUGGUCUUCAUAUUAUUUUACAGCAGUUUGCCGGAGGUAAUAAUUAAUAAUGAAUAUAGAUGAUGAAAAAUUUGAUGGAUUGCUCUUAGCAAUAGCCGAAAAGCAUGAAAAUGGAAUUCCUCAGUUUUUAGAUACAAUUGCGAGCUUCUUGCGACGAAAAACUGAUUUCUUUACGGGUGUAUCUCAAGCAGAAUGGGAAGGAUUGCUGUUAGGUGUUUUCCAAAAGCAAUAUGAAAAAGCAAUUACACAAAACUCGGGGAAUGGAAACCAAUCUGUGACAAAACAGGAUAAUCGGAAGGCCGAAAAUAUUGCUAAACGGGAAUCCAGAGAUGAGGAAAAUGCUCCUAAAGAAGAGAUUUCAAAACCAAUAAAUGAUGUAGAUGAUGAAUCUGAGAAAGAAGAAAUUGGCAAACUCAAACCGAAUUCGGGAAAUGGCUGCACUUUGGAUAACUAUUCAUGGACGCAAACUCUGCAAGAAGUUGAGGUUAAAAUUCCUCUGAAGACUUCGUCAACUUUGAGAGCUAGAGAUAUUGAUGUCAUAAUAGGAAAAUCUUCAAUAAAAGUUGGUUUAAAAAACCAAGAAGCUGUAAUUAACGGAAAACUUUGUGCAGAAGUGAAACAAGAGGAUUCGGUUUGGGUGUUACAGGACAACAAUAUUGUUCUUAUUACGCUAGAAAAG
This is a messenger RNA of Bactrocera oleae (olive fruit fly), 1268 nucleotides long. The record is from RefSeq and is a predicted model, not a curated record. Lineage: Eukaryota; Metazoa; Arthropoda; Insecta; Diptera; Tephritidae.